Molecule: messenger RNA, 988 nt
Organism: Lates calcarifer (barramundi perch)
Lineage: Eukaryota; Metazoa; Chordata; Actinopteri; Centropomidae
Product: olfactory receptor 11A1-like
Exons: 1
Coding region: 44-988 (314 amino acids)
Biological process (GO): G protein-coupled receptor signaling pathway
Cellular component (GO): membrane
Molecular function (GO): G protein-coupled receptor activity; olfactory receptor activity
Source: RefSeq, a predicted model, not a curated record
AAAUGUGAAAUAAUCAUUAUUAGUUCAUCCUGUAAACAGUGUUAUGAACCAAAGGAGGAGCAUGAUGAACUCUACACAGAUUUCUUAUUUCACACUUGCUGCCUACUUUGACACUGGACUGUUAAAAUACUUAUAUUUUUUGAUUCUCACAUUGUUAUAUAUUUUAAUUAUUUGUGCCAAUGUGUUGCUGAUAGUGAUUAUCUGUAUGAAUAGAAGUUUACAUGAACCUAUGUACCUGUUUCUGUGCAGCCUGUUUGUAAAUGAACUGUAUGGUAGUACAGGGUUGUUUCCAUUCCUUCUGCUUCAGAUCCUCUCUGACAUUCACACUGUUUCUGUUCCCUUUUGUUUCCUGCAGAUUUUCUGUUUGUACUCGUAUGGAAGUGUAGAAUUUUUCAACUUAGCCAUCAUGUCUUAUGACAGAUACCUCGCUAUCUGUUAUCCUCUACAAUAUAACAUGCAUAUGACAUUUAACAGGGUUGUCAUGCUUAUUGCUGCAAUAUGGAUAUACAACCUACUUAUAGUGGCUGUUAACAUAUCCUUGAGUUCCCCUUUACAGCUGUGUGGAAACAUCAUAAACAAAGUGGCCUGUGACAACUACAAUAUUGUCAAACUGGCCUGCUCUGACACCACAGCCAAUAAUAUUUUUGGACUCACUGCCACUUGCCUCACAAUUUUAUUACCUGUAUCUCUAAUUCUUUACACUUACAUGAAGAUUCUUCAAGUCUGUUUUUCUGGUUCUAAACAGACCAGACAAAAAGCUGUCAGUACCUGCACACCUCACCUUGUGUCUCUGCUCAACUUUUCUUUUGGUUGUUUCUUUGAAAUCAUACAGAGUAGGUUCAAUAUGAACAAUGUGCCUAAUAUGUUGAGAAUAUUGUUAUCCAUAUAUUUUAUAACAUGUCAGCCGCUCUUCAGCCCUGUACUCUACGGACUGAAAAUGUCUAAAAUUCGUAAUUUAUGUAAAAGUCUGUUCUGUUGGAAAGAGUAG